Molecule: messenger RNA, 3876 nt
Organism: Acanthaster planci (crown-of-thorns starfish)
Lineage: Eukaryota; Metazoa; Echinodermata; Asteroidea; Valvatida; Acanthasteridae
Source: RefSeq, a predicted model, not a curated record
UUCUUUUCAUGCCCCCGCUAAAAAAGGCACUAGCCCGUCGGACUACCGACAAGUAAGAACUUCUAGUCCUCCCACUAAAACCACUAGCCUCGGGCUAGUGGACUACCGCUAAUUUCGACCACUGAUCAUAUAUAGGUUAGGUUGUGACCUACUGUGAUGUGUGAUGUGGUAUGUGGGUAUGGCCGUUAAGUGUUGGAGGGCCCUUUGCUCACUAUGUGGUGCAUGCGUUCGAACAAUAACGGCCCAACGCAGUUCGGGUCUGACCGCAGAGCGAGGCUUAGUGAGCCGCCCCGCUUCCCUGUGGUGCGGUUUUGCGUUUUCCAAUUAGCGGCCUCGACGAGGAGAGACCUGAUUAGGCUGAGGCACCUCGGGCCUGGAUCGUCACAAUCAGGUGGACUGGAGUACCGCAAAACCUGAUCGAUACCCUCCUUGAAUAGAGAGAACCGGAGUACCGCAUCUCCCAGAUCAAAACGGCCUCUAUAGAUCAGGUGGACCGGAGUACCGCGAAGCCUUUGAUCUCUGAUGACCACUACCAGGAUUGAUCAGGCUGAGAGUGCGGUUCCGUAAUAAUGCCCUUGAUCACUGAUGACUUCCACCCACCUACCCACCACAGAGCCAAGCCUGCUGGUCUUCUGCCGUUGUCUUUUAUGCCCACUCCCGGCGCUGCGACCGGCGGCUGCUGUGCGGCCAAGCAGUCCGGGGGCCCGAGGUGAUGGGCCCUGAGGCUACACCUAUUCAUCGGGUUGAGCGGAUUUUCCGCAUCAAUGCCUUUGAUCACUAUCAUUGGGAGUAAUGUGCCGUCCCUUCCUUUAAUGCUGCUGCAGGUUCCUGGCAUUCUUAUUACAUCCCCGAAGAGCCCUGCCGACUGAUGGCUCAGUGGGGCCUGCGGGGCGAUAGUCAGCCGUCUGCCCUGGGCCUUUCACUGGCCCUUGCUCACCGGGCGACAUCCGAUUGGAAGUCGGCCCAGUCAACACCCUCCAGGCUGACAGCGGGCUCCACAGCAGGAUCGCCAAGCUCCCCCGCUUCAGUCCGUUCGGUCGCUUCGGCGAGCCUACAACCCUGCAUGUUGUCCAGCCUCCUGUUGCCUUGGACAAUGGUGCCCCUUCUAGACUGUUACGUCGCUGGGGUUUCCGUCCGCCAAAGCUCAUCCGCAGCUCCAACCUGCAGGUGGAUUCCGGUCAUGAGCCUUCUGAUCUUGAUCUCGGACGUACUUCGCAAGAGACGACCGACCGGAUUUUUGCCCAGCCCUUCCUCCACCCGUGCCGGCCUCCAGUUCCCAUGCUUCCACUAAUUCCAAGAAGCGCAAGGCCAAGUCAUCCUCCUCGGCUUCUUCCUCGUCCAAGACCAAGAAGAGACACCAUUCCCAGCCGGAUCCGCCUCCAUGGAUGGCGACUCUCCAGUCUCUUUCGGAGCCCUUCUUGUCGCUCACCCGCAAGAUAGACUCUGAGCCUCAGCCAGUGGCGAAGGCACCUGAUCCGGAUCCUCUUCCGGCUGUUCUGCCUCCUACUCACAGGCCUCCUUCUGUUGCCUCGGACCAAGCCUAGACUCAUGCCGGACCAAGCCUCGACUCAUGGCGAUCCGCCUCCCUCUGAACUUGUCCUUCAACCCUACUCUUUUGAGGAUGAUGACAUCGACUCGUUGGCUGGUCUGACUCAAUUGGAAGGCCGCCUCCGCCUCCUUCAACGCAACAUGAUCCAUGUUCUGGGGCUCCUGUCAUUGGAUCCUGCACCGACAGAACAUGAAUGUGCUUCAUCCAAGUGCCACCCUUUAUGACUUGAGUCAGCUGAGCCAAUCUUCCCAGAGAUUCCGCUGGACCGUUCUUGUGUGGAAAUGAUGAAUGCCCUGGCAAAGGAUAAACACUGGCGCGCAUUCCCGCCCAGAGCUUCAUCUUAUUACUGGUUUCCUCGGGAGGAUAUCUCUCGCUUCCUGUCAACCACAGAUAUUCCUGACGCUGCAAGAGACAAGAUGUCGUUCGAUUCCGGCAAGGCGAAAACCUUCCAGGAUCCAACGCGAUGUACACCAUGGAUAUCCCCUAUGGGUCCGUCAAGAAUAGGCUUAUGGGCCUCCCCCUCUGGGGGACGAUCUCUUUGCUGGGAAGUUCACUGAAGUCCUUGAGUUGGAGGUAAAAUGUAUGGAGACUGCUAAGAAAAUCUCACUUCGUGAACCAGCACCUCUACACCAUCAUCGGUCAUCGGCCCCGCAGCGAGCUCCUCCUACAUCGGCUCCCAGAAGUUUUCAGUCAUGCCCUCCCGGCCGUGGUUCUUCACACCAUGACCCCGGUCCUAUCGGGGAACGGGGUUGGUGACUUCUUCCGUUUGCCUUUGGCGGCCGCCGAUCCCCAACCCGUCGGCGGCCGCCUGGGUAACUUCAGCAGGUUCUGGUGGGAAAUCACCGCGGACAGCUGGGUCCUCUCCACCAUUGCUCUUGGCUACUCCCUCGAGUUCACAAACUCCCCGCCGUCCGGGAUGGUCUUCCGCUCCACUCCUCCUCCAUGCGACAAACUCAAGUUCUGGAGGAGAUUGCAGCAUUGUUACACAAAGGAGCCAUCACACUGGUGCAUCCGAACCAGCUAUCCACCGGCUUCCUUUCGUCUUUUUCCUCGCACCCAAAAAAGACCCGGGAAAAUGGCGACCAAUAAUCAACCUGAAACCGCUCAACAAGUUCAUCAGGCCAAGGGGGUUUUAAAUGGAGACUCUGAGCAUGGUCCUACCCUCUCUACCUAUUCCGUGCUGGGCCACCUCAAUAGAUCUACGGAUGCGCUGCCCCAACGAAGCAAGUUCUGCCACUUCUCUCACCCUCGAGGCCACGACACGUCUAGGGUUCCUCAUCAAUUACGACAAGUCGGCCCUCGAUCCAUCACAACGGCUGACCUACCUGGUGGCAGCUCUCGAUCUUCUCAACGGUGUUGCGACUCCGUCACCGGAACGCAUCCUAAAUCUGCAAUAAUGUGCCCUUUUGUUCCUGCGCUCCAAGGCUCUUCCGGCGCUGGCCUGGCUCCGCUUCCUUCUCAGAUUUAUGGCCAGCCUCGUCAACCUUGUUCACUGGUGUCGACUGCGAAUGCGGCCACUUCAACUUCAUCUCCUGUCUCAGUAUCGCCCCAAGAUCGAUCCGAUUUCUACCUUGACGAAGAAUAUCACAAGGUCCUGGUUGUUCUUCAGAGAUGUCUCCUUGGUGGACAUUUGCCAGGCGACUUGUUGGAAAUCUCCUUCCACCUUCACUGAGUGCUACCUGAAGGAUGUCCUGCGGAGUGAGAUGACUCAUGGCACAGCAACCCUACGCUCAGCGAUUGGGACAGCAUCCAGCACUGUCCCUCACCAAACAAAGAAUUCCUCAUCGUAGAUGCUAUUCCUUUGUUCUAGAAUAGUGAAUGUUCGCUUGAAUAGCGCCCGCCUAUGUUCUCUUGUAAUUACUCUCCCAUCGCCGACCCUCCUUCAGGGUACGGUGCUUCUCUGCAUAUGUAGGCUGGAUAGGGGUAUGUGAACGCAGGAGACUCCUCCUCAACAUUAGUGUGGGUCAGGUGUCCUAGUGAUACUUACCCUGUCCAGCAGCUCCCGCCCGUCCUUCUCCACUUUGGCUCCGGGGAACUUCUCUGCUUCGAAAAGAAGGACGAACAUGGUGGCGGGACAGCAUUGCAUUAUGCUGGGUCAGGGGGCAGCAUGCAUAAUCAUUUCUUUUCAGCGAAUUGUAAUAGCCACUUGGGAAAUUUGCAUAUGUAGGCUGGACAGGGGUAAGUAUCACUAGAAGACCCAUCCCACACUAAUGUGGGGAGGAAUUUAGAGGUCAUUCUUGGUGGAUAAAUUCAUUUUGUGCCCAGUACUGGGUAACAUCUAUAGGGAGCCAUAGCAUAGUACUGUUUAUAAAUUUGGGAAAGUUUUC